GGUGGGCGGGGCCGUGCCGCGGCCGGCGGCGGCCGGAGUCGGGUGGUGCGCGCGGGCGCGGCGGCUGCAGCCCCGUCCCGGAGCCGGAUCCUCGCCGGGGCCCGGCGGCCGCCGGCCCUCACGGAGCUCCCUCGCCUCCUUCUCCUCCUCCUCCUCCCCCGCUCGCCGCCCCCGGGAGGCGCCGCAGGGCUGGGGGGGCCGCCGCCAGCUGUAUGCUUCUGCUUCUCACCGUCACCUGUGGGCACUCCACUGAACUCAAUUCGACUUGCUAAAGGAACAGAAAGUUCAUCCAGUGAAGAAGCAAAGGUUUUAGCAGUAAGUUGGCAACUCAGUGAGGAGUCCUGCUCGUAAGCACUGGAACCAGCACAAAGGAAGGAAUCAGACCUGGGCGCCAUGAACGUGGUGGGGGCAGAGAACUGUGCAGCAUCCCUGUCAGUAAAGUGCAUUCUUCGAGAGAGGAUGGGAGUAGCGGUGCAAAGAUGAACAUGCGUGUGCCUACAGAUAGCCGCCGAAUGAUCACUGCUCAAAACAGUAGCCAUACCAAGGGAACAAAGAGGAAACACAUGAAUGAAAUUGUGACCAUGCACUGAACAGCACAGCAUCAAGCGCCAAGCUCUGGGAAAAUGUCUGCUUGCAACACUUUCACUGAACACGUCUGGAAACCUGGUGAAUGUAAGAACUGCUUCAAGCCAAAAAGCUUGCAUCAGUUACCCCCAGUAUCUGAGAAAAAAACCCUCUCGCAUGGCAAUCUGAAAACCAACGCAAACCAAAGUAACAGCCAUCGUGGUGGAAACAAAGGAAACUUCCGACCGCCUGUGGCAAAGAAACCCACGAUAGCUGUGAAGCCCACCAUGAUGGUGGUAGAUGGGCAGGGUGUAUGUGGCGAAAUCAGCGCGACGGAUCAUUGUGAGAACAAAUCGGUGCCCCCAGGCUGGAACCGAAACAAAGCUGUCUUGAACAAAAAACCACUGAACAAUAAUAAUGAAGAUGAAAUCGAAGGUUAUAGCCAUGUUCACAGGCCUUAUGGCAACAACGAUGGUGUAGGUAAGAUACCAAAUAAUAAUAAUAAUGGACUGACAGAAGUUUUGAAGGAGAUUGCAGGUUUGGAUACCACACCUCAGCUAACUGGAAACAAAAUGAACUCGAGAGAAACCUUCUUGGGAAGAAUAAAUAAUUGUUAUAAAAGAUCAUUAGAAAGAAAGAUCCCUCCAAGCUGCAUGAUGGGUGGAAUGAAGGAUUCGCACAGUAAGCAUGUUAUUCUGAGUGGAAGCACUGAAGUAAUAAGUAAUGAAGGUGGACGUUUCUGUUACCCUGAAUUCUCCAGUGGAGAUGAGAGUGAGGAUGACACGUUUUUUGGCAGCAUGCAGGAAGAGCAUGAGAGCUGGGAUGAAAGUGAUGAAGAGUUGCUAGCAAUGGAAAUUCGUAUGAGGGGCCAACCUCGCUUUGCUAAUUUUCGUGCUAACACCCUGUCUCCUGUUCAGUUCUGUGUUGACAAAAAAUGGAACACUGUGCCCCUUAGGAACAAGUCUCUUCAGCGGAUCUGUGCGGUCGAUUACGAUGAUAGUUAUGAUGAAAUUUUAAAUGGUUAUGGGGAAGAGACUGUGAUUCUUUAUGGGCAAGAGAGCAUGCAGAGCAUGGUAUCUUCUGAUUCUACAUCUCCUGAUUCUUCGCUGACAGAAGAGUCUCGUUCUGGAACAACCAGCAGUUCUUCACAGAAACUCUGUAAUGGAGGAUUAUCUCCUAGCACUCCUCAGGACCUCAAAUUGAUCGAACCAGAAUAUGAAAGUCUCUGUGUUAGUCAGCAAGUGAAGGAUGCGUCAAAACCUUCCAGAAAUAUUCCAAAGAGCCUAGAAACCCACAAGGCAGUCCUUGCUCUUCGACUGGAAGAGAAAGAUGGCAAAAUUGCUGUACAGACAGAUAAGCAAGAGAAUAAAAGUUCUUCAGAUGUUACUGGUCAAGCUGUAACUAUCAACUUGGUGCCUGUGGAAGAGCAAGCUAAACCUUACAGGGUGGUGAACAUGGAACAACCAGUUUGCAAGCCAUAUACUGUAGUGGAUGUAUCAGCUGCCAUGACCAAUGAAUGUAAGGAGAGUCCAACUGAAACCUCAGAAACCAAAAAUGCAUCAUCUAACCCAAGUUCACCAGUAACUCCAGGCACGCCUGUUGCAUCCUCUGCAGCAUCACCUGCACGAGUCAAUGCUAAUCUGAAAAAAUCCAGUGCAAUCAGAUAUCAAGAAGUGUGGACUUCUAGUACUAGUCCAAGACAGAAGAUACCUAAGGUAGAGUUAAUUGCUAACAGCUCAGGACCUUCUGUUCCUCCCAGGAAGACAAGCUACAAGUCAGCUCCUACUUCGCCUACAGCUACAAACCUUUCCUCAAAAACUAUCCCAGUUAAGUCUCCAAAUUUAUCUGAGAUAAAAUUCAACAGCUACAAUAACGCUGGCAUGCCGCCUUUUCCUAUUAUCAUUCAUGAUGAGCCCACUUAUGCUAAGAGUUCCAAAAAUGCUAUUAAGGUUCCUAUUGUAAUCAAUCCAAAUGCAUACGAUAACCUGGCUAUCUAUAAAAGUUUUCUAGGGACCAGCGGAGAGCUAUCCAUCAAAGAUAAAACUACCAGUGUAAUAAGCCACACAUAUGAAGAAAUAGAAACAGAAAGCAAAAUGACUGAAGCUAUAGGGAGCAAACCCAGUGAAUUUUCCCAAGCGAAGGGGGUAACUAGUAACACCGAAUGCAGGCUGGGUUCUGUGGCUCAGAAGGUCCAAGAGUUUAAUAGCUGCCUCAGUAAAAGUCAGAUAUCACCACAGAGAAGUCAUAGUUCUGACCACAGCUCCCCAUCAAGAAUUCAAAAGACAACCCAAGAGCCAGCAGAUGUGACAUCGGAGGCUUCUGUUGGCAACAGCAGUAGAGAGAAUGCAAGCACGGUGCUUUCACAGAUUGUGGCUUCCAUCCAGCCUCCGCAGUCUCCGCCAGAAACGCCUCAGUCUGGACCCAAGUCUUGCAGUGCAGAAGAACUGUAUUCCUUACCCCCUGAUGCAGAUGCUACUAAAAACACCCUGGUACGACCCAAAUCUCUUUUUACAUCACAGCCUGAAAUAGAGCCAUCCAAGACAACGGAAAACACAGCCGUUAAAAUGCAGAAAGAUACGCUAUCACAGCCGGUCGCCACCCAUUCUCCAAAGCCAGUGAGAGGCACCCCAAAUACCACAAGUCCCAAAACAGAGCAAGCACCGCCAUUUCCUCCUCCACGGUCCACAUCUUCACCCUAUCACGCAAGUAACUUGUUGCAAAGACAUUUCAGCAACUGGACCAAACCAAAUAGUCCCACCAGGUCAACGGAGGCUGAGUCAAUCCUUCAUUCGGAAGGUCGACGAGCUGCUGACGCAAAACCCAAGCGCUGGAUAUCGUUUAAGAGCUUCUUCCGCCGCAGAAAAACUGAUGAGGAGGAAGACAAAGAGAAAGAAAGAGAAAAAGGAAAAUUGGUGGGUCUUGAUGGAACUGUAAUACAUAUGCUCCCUCCUCCUCCAGUUCAGCGUCAUCAGUGGUUCAGCGAGGCAAAAUCAGAGACCAGUGAGAAGCCAUCAAUUGUUUUCAUGUAUAGGUGUGAUCCAGCACAGACUGAACCAAAGGUUGACCAGCAAUACAAGAGCGGAGUGGAGUCUGCUAUUGCUGAUGCACUAGCAAAAGACAAAGGAGAAAUACAGGAAAAGUCUCCGGAGAGCUUGGAACAGAAAAUAAUGAGCCAUUCAUCACCACCUCUGAUUCCGAAGAAAAUCCCCAGCACAUCAGAACACUGUGGAAUCAAUGGCUCGCCAGAGUUUCAAGACAUGAUUAAAAGACUCAAGAAGGCCCUGAAAGAAUUUCCUUUAAUGGGGAAUUGUGUGAGUGAGUAUAGUGGCCAAGUGCCCGAUGACACGACACUGGAGGAUUUGUCCCCUCGUGUUCCUAGAGCCGUGUUUGUGAAGCAGGACAAUGGCGGCAGCGCCUCGGUCAUACCUGUAUCGACUGUCCGUGUCCCACUGGGGGAGGAAGACAAGGAAGAAGCUUCACAAUCUCCCGACUUAAAUCCUUGCAGUGCUACAUACAGCAACUUAGGACAAUCCAGAGCAGCCAUGAUACCUCCAAAACAGCCAAGGCAACCGAAGGGAGCAUUGGAUGAUGCCAUUGCCUUUGGAGGACUAGUAGAUCAGGAGACAACAAACAGCUUACAGCCAACACCACCUCCACUGCCGAAAAAAACAAUUUUGAGAGCUAACACAGAGCCAAGUCCCAGAGAUCUCCAGAAGCAGGCUCUUGAGAACAAUCUGUGCAUUGUGGCCAACCCCACCUACGACAUCGACACCCACUGGGAAGCAAGCAGUGCCUGCUCUUCAGUCAGCUUGGAGCUCAAGGUGCUGGACAACGAGUCGGGAGAUUCCUUGGACAGGCCUACAGAAAAGUUAAGGACGACCACCUCAGCAACUAACAGUGUUUCCAGCCUAACCACUAUCAGUAUUAGGGACCGGUGUUCCAAUAGCAUGGAGUCUCUGACGGGGAGACGCAUCUCGCAGACUAAGCAGGGCAAGGGUGUCCAGAAGCCGCAAAGGCAAGCACUUUAUCGAGGAAUUGAAAACCGAGAAGAAGUGGUAGGUAAAAUCCGAAGCCUUCACACCGAUUCACUGAAGAAGCUGGCACUUAAAUGUGAAGACUUGUUCAUGGCCGGACAAAAAGACCAGCUGCGGUUUGGAGUUGACAGCUGGUCAGAUUUCAGGCUAACCAGUGACAAGCCGUGUUGUGAGGCAGGCGAUGCAGUUUACUACCCAGCUUCUUACGCAAAAGAUCCUCUCAACAAUUAUGCAGUCAAGAUUUGUAAGAGCAAAGCUAAGGAGUCCCAGCAGUAUUAUCACAGCCUGUCUAUCCGGCAGAGUCUGGCUAUCAACUUUAACAUCCAGCAGGACUGUGGCCAUUUCCUUGCUGAAGUCCCAGUUCGCCUCCUUCCAUGGGAGGAUCCUGAUGCACCAGAGGUUGAAGAAGAAGAAGAUCAAGAAGAAGAAGAGAAAGAACCUGAGCAAAAGAACAGAGAUGCUUCUUCCAAUACAGAGGCUUCACAGAAGGACAGCUCAAGUAAUCAGGGGACCAUCAGCAAGCCUCGCAGCCGUGUCGUAGUCAUCACGCGGGAGGUUCCGUACUUAACUGUGGCUGACUUCGUGCGAGAGUCUGCACCCCGCCAUGCAAAAAGCCCAGAUUUGUAUGAGAGGCAGGUCUGUCUCCUCCUUUUACAGCUGUGUUUGGGGCUGGAACACCUGAAGCCUUAUCAUAUCACACACUGUGAUCUGCGGCUAGAGAACCUGCUGCUGGUUCAUUCCAGGCCAGGAGGCAGCCCCCUGGGCUCUGAGUCCAUGGAGCCCGGUCCCAACACGGCUUGCCCCGCCAGGUUAAUAGUGAGCAACUUCUCGCAGGCCAAGCAGAAGAGUCAUAUGGUGGAUCCUGAGGUCCUAAGGGAUCAGUCCCGCCUGGCUCCAGAAAUCAUCACUGCCACACAGUACAAAAAGUGUGAUGAAUUCCAGACUGGCAUCCUUAUCUACGAAAUGCUGCACUUACCCAAUCCCUUUGAUGAGAAUCCAGAGCUGAAGGAGAAGGAAUACACUCGUGCUGAUCUCCCCAAGAUCCCUUGCCGUUCUCUCUACUCUCAAGGGCUUCAACAACUUGCCAGCUGCCUGCUAAAUCCCAACCCUUCAGAGAGGAUCCUGAUAUCAGAAGCCAAGGGAAUCCUUCAGUGUUUGCUUUGGGGUCCACGUGAGGACUUAUUUCAUGCUCUGAGAACAUCUUCCAACCCAGCUCGGAGAGAUGCUGUCCUUCAGAACUGGCUGGACAUCAAAAGGACGCUGCUGAUGAUCAAGUUUGCAGAGAAGUCCUUUGACAGGGACUGUGGAGUUAUUCUGGAAGACUGGCUUUGUUGUCAAUAUCUGGCUUUUGCCACUAUAGACUCACUUCAUCGCAUUGUGAGAAUCAUGCAGCAGCACUAGUUUGUAGAACCUGUUGCUUUUCGUGAAGCACCUCCACCCCAGCCCACACUCUAACCUGCGCUAGGGCUCACACUUUGAACAAGUGUUUCAACAAAGGCCUAGAUAUCAAAGCCAGCAACUCUGAGCAAAUAAGUUCUGAUUGGAGAAAUUGCAUCCCGUACCCAAUGUGGCAGAAACUUUACUUUUUUGCCAGGCCUCUUAGGGAUUAAUUUUAUACACUCGACUGCAUUUGUAUCAGACACUUUGUAACUAGAUUAAUAUCUGGAUGAAAAGGAGAGCAAACUUUGAUACCACUAUUUCUAUCACUGCAGUAAACAAAUCGCCCUCCUCUUCUGGGUAGUUUCUGUCAUUUCUGUAUGUAGCAUUGGUAGUGAGUAGCAGUGACCAUUAGCAGAGAUGGGAGUUGUACAUGGGAGAUAAAUGACCCACGUUGCCCCGUGCCACAAAACACUCCACUGCCUUCAAUCCCCAUCCCAGGCAAAAUUUUCUCUCACCUUAGACCCCUUACCGUGGGGCUGGACUCCUCUUCCCUUUGGUCUCAACCAAAUGGUUUCUGAUCUUUCUGUUACGUUUUAUGCCUUCUUUUUUCCUUGCAGAUAUGGUUAUCCUGCUGAUUGCAGCAAUGUUGGCGGACAGUAAGCAUCUGUGUUCUGUCCUCUUCCCUCCUCUGUCCCUGACUUGCUGCCUACCCAUAUCCUUUCUAAUCACAGAUCCUUGAUUUCAACCAUGCUGCCUUAAUUGGACCAUUAUCCUUAGCUUAAGACCUCUGCAUUAAGAAGCAGAAUAUGCACGCUUGGUCUUUCCCAUUUCCCCUACGUGACACUUGCCAGUCUGGACAGUUGAUGUACUGUAGCUAUAAUUCUGUUUAUACCAGAAAAAUGCAACACACAGUGGGCAAUUGAAAUUCCCCUUCCAUCGCAAACGGCACUAACGCCUGACUUGAAAUGGAUAAGAUGUACAUAACCUUCUCUGACAAUCACUGCUGUGAACUGGGGUUGAAAAUAACAACCACCUUUUCUGUUUUAUUUUGUUUUGCUCUUGUCACUUGUGCCAUAUUGCAAAAUGGGACUGAAAUUGGCUCUGCUGGUAUGUUGGCAGGAGUUAGAAAUGCUUAGAGCUUGUCUGUGUGUAGCUCACAGGCCACAUGGAAACACUUUUACUGCAGACACAGUUCUCUGAAGGGUAAAAACAAGGGGGCAAAAACACUGUUGUUUAAUUAUUGAGGGAGCUGUUAAGUUUGGCAGCCACAACUAUAACAGUAUCGUGAUCCAUUUUUCCCACAGUGGUGUUUGGCUGCCUGUCUCCUGUCUGCUGUAACUAGUGUUUUCUCAUGUUGCUACAGACAACACCCUAAAAAUGGCAUGUUGUCAAAAUAGCUCAAAGAGCAUUGCAGACAGGUUUUGGACUAGAGCAGGAAUAAUUGAGUAUUAAAGAGACAAAAUUAAAAAAAAAAAAAUCAACCUGAAGGAGCUUUUCACUUUUAGAGGCAGCUGCUGACUUUCUUCCCUGGCCUAAUGGAUGUUUCCUACAGAACCGCUGCAGUUGUACAGACAUUAUUUUUGCUCAGUAUUGCUAGGCUCUGAAUUGUUUCCUGAAUCACUCUGAAGAAUUCAUUUGGAUGCAGAAGAAAAAGCGAUACUGAAUAUUCUGACCCAGGGGAUGGAAAGCAGACAGCCCUAGUUAUGAGCCUGUGCUUCUCUUCUAUGGAUCUAUGUGCAAUUCUUGUAUGUAUUUUUUAAAGCUGUACAUUACAGUGUUCACUUUACACACCAGCCUUUACCUGAUGCUAGAUCUGCAGCCCCUUCCUUUUACUUUCCCGGCACAUAAAUGCACAGAUAUCCAUGUGUUCUUUUUAUGGAUUGAUAUUUCAUUUUAAUUGUUAAAACUGUGAGGAAUCAAUUCACUUCAGCCUUGAAACAAAUAGCCACUUUAUACAGCAUAUGCAUGUUUGGACCAGAUGCAUGGAAACUGAACAAACAGUCCUGCAGGCUUAAGGUCAGCGAAACUAGCUCUGGAUCCACACCAUUCACUCGGAGGGGUUGAAAUUUCCGUAUUAAUCUUCUCUGGCAUCUAUCAGAGCUAAGCGGAAUAGCGUGUAGAAGCCUACAUCGAUUGUGCCAUAGUAUGUAGACAGUCUCUGUGACCUUUCUAAAGACUUUUUGAAACUUCUGAUGAUUAUUCUUGUGUUUGAUUCACCUGUAUCAGUGAAGGAUCAGGCAAGGAUAAGGAUAAUAUAUUUUCAUGUGAUAUAUAUUUUUUUCUUUCUCUUUUUGGCAAGAAGGUCAGGAUGGCAGCAUUGACUGGGGGGGGAGGGAAGGGAGGAAGAGGACAGUGCUUUAAAAGCCCAAGUGCAAUGUGUGUAGUUGAGGUACUUCACUACAUCAGGAAAGAAAGUUUCUAUACUACUGCUGAGCAGCUUGUAGAACCUUUAAAAGAAUCACGCAUGUGUUCAGUGCAGCUUUGCUUUCUCUGGAGACAGGAGGGCAAUACCCUCACAGCUUAAGUACACUGAGCAUGACAAGUCACACGCGUACUAUCUGCUAGCUACUAGUCACAAUGUGUUGAGCUAAGAGUAGGGCUUCUUGUUCUCUGUAGUCUGGUUUUGUGUUCGUUUCGUAGUGCCUGUGUGCACACAACUUCUCACCUAGCUCAUAUAGGCUGUAUGAGCAGUUCUUGGACCACUUGCCGUUGUAGUGGGCUCGUUCCCUGAGGCUGGUAGGUUUCCGUGUUUACGGACAUGUGUUCUCAGUCUCACUUUCAUGUCAACACGCACAUGCAAAGUUGAAUUUUGAAUGUUUUACAACCAUACGUAUUUAAUGCAGCUGGUCCAAAGCCUUCGUAUCUCUAGCUAUCUAAUUUCAGUUAGUGUUUUUUGUGAUGAACCAAUACUCAUUUUAACUCUGCAGUAUAAUCAAGCAUGGAUAGAUGUUCACUACCAAUCUCUUUCUUGUGCAGCACUGGGUAAACUUUAGUAAUUUGUAAUGUUGUGUGUGUUUUCUUUAAAAAAGAAAGAAUGAUCAAAGAAGUCAAACACAAUCUGGCCUGAGGUAUUCCUCAGGGGAGCUAGCGGCUGACUUUGCAGAUGUGCCCAUAACUGAUGAUUGUAACUGUUUGUGGUAGUCCUCCAUCCUAGCAACAGAUUAUGCCACAUAAAUAUCUGAGAAUGUAUGCAUUAAACUGAUUGUAAACAAAUCCUAAGAAUGCUACAGCAUAAUUGCUAAGCAAAAGGAAAAAAACCCGCUCUGUAGUUGGGAUCCUGUGUAGGACAGGAACAAAACCCCUGGCUGUGCAUGCUUUAACUUCCAUGACUAUGUGCACAGAUCUUGAAUUUUUUUUAGCAGUGUCGCACUUUCAGUUGAUCUCAAGAAAUAGGAAGAGCUGCAAAUCUCAGAUAACAGUAUUGACUGUAAAUAUAUAUUUUUCUAUUAAUAAAAGCUGUCGUUCACAUAUUUUUAACAUGAACUCUAAAGUUUUUUCCAGUGGAAACUAAUUUCUGGAAAAUCAAAUGCUUGCUUGAACUAUGUUGAGUGGUUUCUGAUCCUAUUAGAGCCAUUAAAAACCUCUCUAAUGUUACAGAGAGAGCACAGUGAUUGGAUUCACAACAUUUAGUGCCUUGUCAAAAAAAAUUAAAAUGAAGCUGGUCAGUUGGUAGAAAUCUUAUUCUUCCCAUAAUAGCCCUAUAAAUAAUACUGCCUAUGUUAAGAUGCAAAAGACUUGAAAAAAUUAAAAGCUGUACUUCAUACAAUACUGAGCUGACCUUUUCAAUAAAAUCUUUUUCUGGAGUUUCAGUUAUUUGAACAGGUUCCUUUAAAUUGCUUGUAGUACAGCAGAAACCUGAAUAACCACCGAAAUUGUGGGCUUUCAAGUUUGGAACGUAAUCUGCACAGGGAGAAUAAUAUACCAAGUUAAUUGGUCCAGACUGACUCCUGCAUCAAAACAAGUCUAAUGCUUUGACAAUCUACUGCACGCGCUCGGCUUCUAGGAGAGGAGGAAUCAGAAGGAGGUAAGGUGUGCUGCUCCUGAUGUAAGUAGUGGAUGUGCUGCACACCGCACUGUGGUGUGAAAUGCAAAUCUCUAGUAAAAGAGGAGUUCUGAAAAAAAUAUUCCUGAGGUGUUAUGGAAAAUGGGUUUGUUCUGUAUUUCUUAAAUUGGAAUUACUUAUUCACUAAUUAGCUUUCAGGCCUCAGAUCUGCUCCAGUCAGUACGCAGAAGCAGAACCAGCUGAGAUAAAGAGAAUCAAUUAGUAAAACCUUAGCUAGAAAGUUUCAGGAAUGAGGGAAUCCAGAAUUUUGUUCUGGAGCCUCAAGACUGUCCAGUAAAGAGGCCUGGUCUCUUUUCAAUAUUCAGACCUGAUUAAAUCAACAACUCAAACUAGGAUACUGUGCUGCUGGCCUGCAGACAAGAAUGCACAUAUCAUUUACAAAAAUACCCCACCUUAAAUCUUGUAUGCUCCACACAUCCCAGCAGCACCCACAAGGUAUGAAUGGAUCAUCUUGGCAUUUUAACACAGGGGAAUUCCAACGUACUAGAGAGAAAAAUGUAUUAUUUAAAUAAAUCAGAUGUGUGCUAGCAAUCAGCUGCUUGGAGAAUUCAUUCAGCAGCUUCCCACUGUAGGGCCCUAACUUUAGUAUGUAAAAAUAGUAUUUGCUGCUGAAUGAAAUGUAUGUUUCUCAAUUCUUGUGCUGAGAAGCCCCACCUAAAUUAAUAUAUUUUUUGUUUGUAAUAACAAAUUCAUAUGUAAAUAUAAAUUAAAUAAUCCUGUUAUUAUUUAAAUCAGUUGCAACUUUAGUGAGGGAUACAAUGGAAACUGAAUCAGACCUUUUAAUGCACUUUCAUUUCCCCUUUACCCCAAACAAGAAUUAAAAUGUCUGUUUCUCUGUAGAAACAGCCUAUGACUGUUAAACUGUUACUUGGUGCGUGACUGGGCCAUCUAUUUAGCUCUGAUUUUGCAAAGGUAGUGUUGGUUCUGCUAAAACACCUAUAAAACUUCGAGCACGAUCAGAGCCCUUCAGUCCAUGUGUAGAGAGAUGUGAUGAUGAUUUAGUUAUGCAGUAAGAUAACAUCAAAGAAGCGCAGAAUAGAAUUUUAAAUACCUCUUUAAUAACAGGCCUGUGGAAAUACUCUGUAAACAAUCAUCUGGAUUCCUAACACACAAAAAAUACUUUUCAGAAGAAAUACUAAGGAGACGUUUCUUUAGGGGAGCCUCAACUCCAAAAGGAGGAACGAGUCUUUGCUGCUGCUGAGUUGCAGUGAAUUUCUGAUAGAUAUUUGUAUAGAUUUUACUAUUCACCUGGAUGCAGUAUUAGAAGGAUGGUGGUUUUGAACAGACGUAGAAUGUAAUUUAAAUAAUUUCCUAUAAGCCUCCUUGCGUUGGUGCUCCACUCAGCAUUUAGUUGGAAACCACAGAAUGCUUUCAGAUCAAGCAGAGUUGCCAGUCAGAAAUGAAAUACUCAGCUUACCUGUACAUUAGCAUUUUACCAUUCUACAGAAUUUAAGAAUUUGGACUGAACUUCAGAUUGCAAAAAUUACUUUUUGCAUACACCCAAGGGGAAAAUUUCAGGGAUUUAGAAAAGGAUGGAAUUUUUUUUUAUGUGGAAGAAAUAUAUGUUCACAUAUAUACAUGAAUAUAUGAGUGUGUGUGGGCACAUUCAUAUAUGUAUGUAUGUAUAUGAAAUUUUGUAUCCUAAAAAUAUUCUUUGCCCCUUCCCAUUUGCAAAUAUAUAUAUUAUAUAUUGUAUAUAUAAUAUAUAUUUAGGGCUGUGUCAGUUUGAAUCUAGUCAUUUCAUAAAGAACACUUUCAAAAUUGACUAACCUCUGUUUCUUUAUCAUUUGGCUUGUUGGUAAUAGCAGGUUUUGCAGUUGAAAUCCUUGGGUUUUUUUCUUUUAAAACUUAAUUAUGCUGAGCAUUUAAGAAUAUGUUCUUGUUUUUAAUAGAAGGGGGGGGAAGUUAUUUUUAAUUAGGGAUUCCAAAAUUGAUGAUCUUUUAUAAACGGGAUUUCUUUAAAAGACCUUGAAUAAGGGAUUUAUUUUUCUUUAAUUUCAACUCCAUUCUUGUGGGUAAUUUGUAUUUGCAAUUCCUGGUUGCAUUGCUUUAUCUGGUGCUUCAUAUUGACAUUUACACAUUUUUAUAUAAGUAAGUAUAUAAACUUCAAGCCUUCCUUUGUGAUCAGGGGCAGUUACACUCUGGUUUGCUGUGGUACUUUGCUGUGUACUCUGUGGCAUUCAUGUUACUGUGUAAAUAAACUAGUUUUAUUACACUCAAA
Molecule: messenger RNA, 12262 nt
Organism: Anas platyrhynchos (mallard)
Lineage: Eukaryota; Metazoa; Chordata; Aves; Anseriformes; Anatidae
Gene: PEAK1
Product: pseudopodium enriched atypical kinase 1
Biological process (GO): protein phosphorylation
Cellular component (GO): focal adhesion; actin cytoskeleton
Molecular function (GO): protein kinase activity; ATP binding
Source: RefSeq, a predicted model, not a curated record